This is a messenger RNA of Exophiala mesophila, 1053 nucleotides long. RefSeq lists its product as uncharacterized. The record is from RefSeq and is a predicted model, not a curated record. Gene Ontology annotation, molecular function: 2-oxoglutarate-dependent dioxygenase activity. Gene Ontology annotation, cellular component: cytoplasm. Lineage: Eukaryota; Fungi; Ascomycota; Eurotiomycetes; Chaetothyriales; Herpotrichiellaceae. The transcript has 11 exons. Bases 1 to 1053 code for a protein of 350 amino acids.
AUGGCUCACCUCGCCGCACGCAAGUUCAUCUCACCGGAUUCCGGGUUUCCCAUCACUCUGCAUCCUAACUUCAAUCCAAAGAUCAAGGAUCAUGUGCCCCCUGAACCAAUUCGUCAAGAAUUCCAACCAGCACCCGAUCGAGCAUCAUUCGCGGACCCUGAGAAGAAGGCUCUUUUUGCCGUGGCAAAGCCUGUUGAUUUGACAGAAUCGCUGGGCACAUUACUGGAAAAUGUCCAAUUGUCGCAAUUGACUGGCCAGCAGCUCGACGAAUUGGCCUUAUUGGUUGCUGAAAGAGGUGUCGUAUUUUUCCGUGGUCAAGAUCUGACCACAGAGGGCCAAGUCAAGCUCUUUGAGCAUUAUGGCACACUGGAUAGACAUCCCGCUCAAAAGGAUGUCAAGCAUGUCAUCAUCAAGGGGAGUACAGAAGAUCACCGUGAACUCAACAAGUAUACACCUUGGCCGUCAGGCGAAUGGCAUGCUGAUACGUCGUUUGAAAUCAACCCUCCGUCUUAUUCUCUGCUAAGAAUGGAAGAGCAUCCUCCUGUCGGCGGAGACACUGCAUGGGUCUCACAAUAUGGACUAUACGACGCCUUGAGCGAUGCUUAUAAGACAUUCGUCGAAGGGUUACAUGCUGUACACACAUCUCGACUUCAAUACGAUACAAUUCUUGACCUCUGGCAAGCUGGUCCCAACCGUCCACCAAUCGACACUCAUCAUCCAGCUGUCCGCACGCACCCAGUAACUGGACUUAAGGCCUUGAACGUCAAUCUAGGAUUUGUGACUGGGUUUGCUGAAUUGAAGAAGAAGGAAUCUGACAAACUUCUCGAAUUCUUCGAAUUGCAUCUCCAUUCCGCCGACGAUCACUAUGUGCGAUUCAAAUGGGAAGUGGGCAGUGUUGCAUUCUGGGAUAACAGAGCCACAGUCCACCGCGUGAUUCCCGGAACAUAUGAGGCACCUAGAAGGGGUAUUCGAACCACGGUGUUUGGCGAGAAACCAUACUUUGACCCCAAAUCCGAAAGUCGCAACCAACGUGCUCAGCGACUGAACAAAUGA